AUGACGUCCGUGGAACCCCGUUCCGAAGCGCAAAGUCCCCACGGUUCCAAUUCGCUUAGCGGGUCUGAUAAUGCCACCAGUUCUGUGUCCCCACAAGCCUCUGUUUCACUCCGACACCAGGCUCCCCAUGAGAGUUCAUCCUCCUCGGCAUCUUCCAUGUCUACAGUCGUAAACGGGGUGGUGAUGUCUGAUUCCCAGCAAGAACAAGGACAAACCACCUCUUCAGAAACAUCCACCUCCGCAGACGUUCCCCCACGAAAACGUUCCAAGGUUUCCAGAGCAUGUGAUGAGUGUCGACGAAAAAAGGUCCGUUGUAAUGCCUUGCUAGAUUCCUCAGGAACACAGGUCACCAAGAUCUGCACCAACUGUGAGAAAACCGGUGAUGUGUGUUUAUUCACUCGUGUUCCCAUGAAAAGAGGACCUACUAAGGGUUACACCAAAACUGAACAAUCUAUUCCCCCACACAGCACAAAAACUUCUCCGCAUUUGCCCAUCCCAUCACCUGGUAGCUACCCCCAAUUACAGGCAUUGGCCCAAAAUUCGUCUCCAAAACAGCCCCAGAGCCCGCUUCUUGCAACCUCUCAGGGACCCCCAAGUCCUCAAGUGAUACUUCCGCCGCUCAACUCGCAUAUUCUUCCGCCGCUCCAUACGAGGUCGUCUUCGUUCAAUGCCCCUGGUCAAGUUGGUCAGCGCCAGCACCCAAUGUUUUGGAAAGUUCCAUACGAGAUGCCUCAAUUUGAUGACCGCAGAGACUCGAUCGAUUCGAACUCUUCGUCCAUCAGCGGAACGUUCCAGCUGGGACUCCGCGCCCCUGCAGCAGGAAAUUCUCCCAAAGCGGCUCCUUCGUUUGGUUUGGAGAGCAUAGCCACGUCAGAUUCAGAAGACGAAUUUCUCAAUAACAAUUCUGCCAGGCUCUCCAGAUCUAGCUUUCAAGUCCCCCUCACAAGUUCGCGGCCUAAGGAAGGAACUGUUAGUCCCGUGCCGUCUCAUCAUAGUCUUCAAAGUCUCAAUCAGAAUUUUUCCCAACUGGCUAUUCCUGCUCCUCACAUGAAGCUUGGUCACUUGCUGAAAUCCAUUGAGUCAAAUCUAGACAUGUACUAUUCAAAACUACACAACCAAUUCCCGGUGCUCCUUGACAAAACUCAGAUUGUUGAAAGCCUUGAGCGACUGCAUGCUGAGGAGCAUGCUAUUGUGUUGGAACUUUUUAAUGCCUCCAUCCAGGUGCUGAAUUCAGUGGUCACGAAUUUUGAUUUCAACGUAAUCAUCUCAAGUUUCCAGCAAAUCUCCAUGGUUUAUGCUUCCAAGUCAUUCAUUAAUAAUCAUCCACAGUCCAAGAUCUUGUUUCUUAUGACCUUGGUGCUUCUCAAUUACGCAGUCGUGCUAUCUGGUCAUCAUUAUUCGAUAGGGUUUUCCAUCUCGUUUUCCAUUAUCCACGACUGGAAGGUUUACAAAGAGCCGGUUGGUUCCCCACUGUUCAGAGCGUUUAUGCAUCUGUUAAUUUUAGACAACCUAUUCUCAUUAUCAUUUGGUACACCGAAAAGCACAAGUUUUGCGUCGGCGAUAACGACUCCUAAUAUUCAAUCGUUUGUGGCUACCUUGGAUAAGUCAGAAAAUGAGUCUUUAGAGUAUACUCUAAUAGGUCUCAACUUACUGCUUAUUUCUCAGCCAAACUAUUUUUCGAACACAAUGGAUAAUUUCUCGCUGGACAUUCUAGACGACAAGAUUAAGUUCCUUGCAGUUUUGAGUACUGAGUCUGAACUUUGCGCGCUUUUCGAGUCGUUCACUUCCAUCGAAAACUCGCGUUCAACGGAACCAGAAGAUGUGGUAUUCGAAGUUCAACUUGAGUUCUCCAAGCUCUGUAAACGGAUGGUUUAUCUGAUUGACGAGCAAUUGGACGAUCUUGAACUGAUGAAAGUGCAACCAUUGCUCCCAUUAAUUAUUGCUAAAUGCUACAAGCUUCUGAUCACUUUGAGAACGCUGAUCACAUCUUUAAUCAGCUUCAAUGCUUUGAUUAGCAAUGAAGAUUUCAAGACGCGAUUGCCAAAGCUUCUGAGCUCAAUUGACACAAAUAUCGACAGAGCGUUGAAUCUCCGGGUUCCAAUUGGAUUCAUUAAAGUUCUCUCCGCAGAUUUGAGGAAGAGGGCGCCCGUCCAGUUAAUUCUCCCAUCUUCGCCAGACAAGACAUCUCUUCUUCAGACUUGGUGCGACCAGUCACGGGCCCUACUGACUACGGUGUUGACAAAAGAUAAUACUGAAGGCUGGUAUUCAUGA
This is a messenger RNA of Ogataea philodendri, 2271 nucleotides long. RefSeq lists its product as uncharacterized. Gene Ontology annotation, molecular function: zinc ion binding; DNA-binding transcription factor activity, RNA polymerase II-specific. Bases 1 to 2271 code for a protein of 756 amino acids. The record is from RefSeq and is a predicted model, not a curated record. The transcript has a single exon. NCBI's taxonomy places the organism in Eukaryota, Fungi, Ascomycota, Pichiomycetes, Pichiales, Pichiaceae. Gene Ontology annotation, cellular component: nucleus.